UGUAACUGUCCACACGUUCGUCAUUCGUCUCCUUAAAAACAUAAUUUAAUAUAUUUAGCAAUCAUGAAAUUUUCUUAUGUUAUAUUAAUUCUUGCGGUUCUACAAAACGGGCUAAUUAUUGAAAUUCGGGAGAUGCGCAUCGCAUGAGUGUACAGCCCUGGGACGUAGGGAAUUGUAGUAUAAUAGCCAGUCAUCAGAAAUCCCGAUUAGUUUCGUAUUCAGAAACAUAUAGAAAAUGGUUCAGAAUCAAGACUCGAACAAACUACAGACUCGAGUAUUACCCAGUAUAUCUAAUAACACAGAUGUGCUGCGACGGAUACAAAAUGUCUCGUAGCAGAUGUGAUCCAAUUUGUGCACCUAAUUGCGGAAAGGGUAAAUGUAUUAAGCCAAACAUAUGUUCAUGUGAUACCGGCUACACUUUUCAAAGUAAUAUAGUUAGUGAUUCAGCCUGUGUCCCUAAGUGUGAUAACUCCUGCGUGCACGGCAAAUGUACUGCACCCAAUACUUGCACAUGUGACAAUGGGUACUCUUUGAGUACCGACGGAUACACCUGUGACCCCAUCUGUAAUCCACCAUGCAGUAAAAAUUCAUAUUGCUCUAAACCCGAUAAUUGUACUUGCAACAAUGGCUACUUCUUAACAAGCACAAACGAAUGCGAACCAAUUUGCAGCGAAGCUUGCGUCAAUGGCAUCUGUGUCGCUCCUGAAAUCUGUAGCUGCUUCGAGGGUUACGCAUUUCUUGGGAACUCAAAAUACAUCUGCGAGCCGGUCUGCGAGAAAGUUUGCAUCAACGGAAAAUGCACUAAACCUGGCGUAUGCACAUGCAACGAUAAAUUCCAUUUAAUCGAGUGGCCGAAACACAUCUUAUGUAUGCCUCACUGCGAAACUUCUUGCGAACCCUUUGGCAAAUGCACUGCGCCGAAUGUCUGCUCUUGUUAUGAAGGAUAUCAGUUGGAUAAUACGACGCAGACUGAGCAAAAUAGUAUGAAACAUUUUGCUGAUAACUCGGUCUGCAAACCAAUUUGCCUGACAGCAUGUGUUAAUGCAUUCUGCAGCGCCCCUAGUACGUGCACUUGCAACAUCGGUUAUGAUAAAUCAGAUAACAAUCCUACCGUUUGCAAACCGAUCUGCAGCCAUAAUUGCGUCAACAGCUUCUGUAGUGCACCCGAAACUUGUACAUGCAAUGAGGGUUACAAACAUUCCAGUUCCGACAAUAUAUGCGACCCAUUUUGCAAAACUGAUUGCAUCAACGGGCAUUGCAGCGCGCCAGACAAAUGCACUUGUAAUUUCGGUUAUCGACCUACCGAUGGCAACUAUACAAACAUCUGCGAGCCCAUUUGUAAUCCGAGCUGCAAAAACGGUAUCUGUGUCCAGCCUGACGUGUGCAAUUGCGACCUGGGCUAUCGUCAAUCAACACACUCUACAAACGUGUGCGAUCCUGUUUGUCACUCAACUUGCGAAACAAACGGAAUCUGCGAGGCACCCGAUUUGUGCGUUUGUAAGAAUGGGUAUCGUAUGGUAUAUUACGACGAGAAAAACGUUCCGUUCCAAUGCGAGCCAAUCUGCAGUAUCGAAUGUGGCAAUGGCACAUGCACGGCGCCAGAUAUCUGUACGUGCUCCGACGGUUAUCAAAACGCAAAAACGGGCACAUGCGAGCCGAUCUGUUCAAUAUGUGACAAUGGCACGUGCGUCGCACCGGAAGUUUGCGAUUGCAAUGACGGGUUUAUCCUUGAAGAUUCGAAUGUUAAAAUCUGGGAAUACCAAUCCGCUUCCGAGAAUAAAUCGCGAAAUGGAAGCAGAUGCAUGCCGUAUUGCGAAAGUUGCGAUAACGGCGAUUGCGUGGCACCCAACCAGUGCCGAUGUAACGCUGGUUUUGUGCAAAUUGAAGGUGUUUGCGUGCACGCGUGUCAAGGUGGUUGCGGCAGUCACGGCGAGUGCAUUGAUAGACUUAUGACGUGCGAAUGUAAUUACGGAUGGUCCGGACUGCAUUGCGAUCAACCAACUUUGUGCGUUUUAACUUUGAGUGACGACGAAAAUCGUACAGAGCCAUUAGCAAUCAUUAAAGAACAGAAUGCUACGAUUGAGUAUGUUCUAAUAAAUAAUCCAACAUGUUCUGAAUGUAUCAAUGAAAUAAACAACGAAACUGCGUGCUUUAAAAUGUACAUCAACAGCACGAAGGAUAAAACACAAAUUGGUUGUUUAAUAGACAAAGGAUAUCGCAUGUCGAACGACACAAACGAUAAAAAAUCAUGCGUGCCGGUGUGCACGCAGGGUUGCAUCAACGGCGUGUGCGUCGAGCCUGACGUUUGCUAUUGCAACGAGAACCACUGGAUGGAUUCCAACGGAUUCACCUGCCGUCCCCUUUGCAACGACGAAUGCGAACAAAACCACGGAUACUGCCCGGAACCGAAUGUCUGCUCUUGUGUUUCCGGUUACAGGAGAGCGGGGAACGAUUCUUCGCCGUUCGCCUGCGAACCUAUCUGCGCACCCGCGUGUACGAAUAGCUAUUGCGUAGCACCUAAUGUCUGUAGAUGCGUGGACGGUUACGAACGCGACGAAUUCGGCUCGAACUUUAUCUGCAAGCCCAAAUGCGAAGACACUUGCGUUCACGGCAAUUGUACGGCGCCGGGAAUUUGCGCUUGUCACGACGGUUACAGAGCAGCGAACGCGACCGUCUGCGAGCCGGUCUGCAGCGAGCCCUGUGUAAACAGCACCUGCGUGGCUCCCGAAAGCUGUAGCUGCUUCGAGGGAUACAGGCCACUGGGGUACUCAAAAUACAUCUGCGAACCGGUAUGCAAAGUGGACUGCGGCAAUGGCACGUGCACAGCGCCAGAAGUAUGCACUUGCGACGAGGGCUUCACUUAUAACAAUCAGACGGAUCCGAGGUGCCAGUCGAAUUGCGAGGUGCAGUGCGACUGGUCGACACGGGAAAUUGUCACGGAUAAAAAAAGGCAGAUGAAGAAUGCAUGCAAAGUGCAUAAUCUAUACAGUAACUGUACGUGCGUCGAGGGAUAUCGCUUCUCCGCUAUUGCAAUCGAGGCCAUAAGAACGUAUCCGGAUAUAUUUAAGAAUAAACUUCCCUUUGCAAUCUCAAGUACGACAAGAAUCUCAGAAGAUGAUGAUAUACAAAAAUACUUCUUUCAACCUCUCUGCCAGCCAAUUUGCGACUUUGACUGCAUCAACGGUACGUGCAUCGCGCCGAACGUAUGCGACUGUCAUGCGGGUUUCAGCUCUCUCUCAAUUAAUAAUGACACAGCACGCAUUUGUGUGCAAAACGAUGUAUCUUCCUGCGAUGUAAUAGGAUGCGGAAGUAAUGAAAUAUGCAAUAAAUUCGGCUCUUGCACUUGCAAGGACGGAUAUAGAAAGAACGUGUUCGGUCAUUGCAUACCUGCCUGCAUCCUAGCGUGCAUUCACGGCAUGUGCACAGUGCAGAAUCAUUGCGUAUGCAAUGCUGGUUACCGGCUGCGAGAUGAACACGUCUGCGAACCCGUUUGUGAAAAGGGCUGUAAAAACGGCGACUGCAUCGGUCCGAAUUAUUGCGUUUGCGACGACAACUUUGUACAAAACACUGGAGAUCGCUUUGCGGACGAAUGCAUUCCCGCGUGUACUCGUAACUGCAGCGGCCACGGUGUAUGCAUUAUCGACGACGAGUACAGCUGUAAGUGUCACUUCGGUUGGACGGGAUUGGAUUGCGAUCAACCGACCAAGUGCGCCAUAUCAAUGGAUUUCAAUCACAGCGAUAUCAACAGAAUCACAAUACGUAACGACACAAAUAGCACAAUUAUACAAGCUCACAAGAACGCGCCGCUUUGUUAUCAGUGCAACAACUCUCUUAACAACGAAUCACUCUGCUAUUUAUUAUCAGUAAUACACUCUGAUGAAGCUCAUAUAAAGUAUCCUAUUGUCGGCUGCUUACUUGAUUUUCCUUGUUACAAAGCAUCUCACUACAAUACUACGAAUAAUGCUGUCACAGUUUGGCCUUUCAUGGUUGCCGCCGUAUUAAUUGUAACAAGUCUGUUAGCAGCAAUAACAUAUUUAAUAUAUCGCAGACAUCAGAAGAACAAAUUGGUUGCGAAUACAUCCCUACAUUUUAUGACAGCGUAUAUCGCUAGCGAAUCUUUGAUAUCUGAAGAUACGGACUAUUUCUAAAAGAGAUAUUAACGGAAGAAUCGUCAUGAAGAAUUAAUUUUAUAGCAAUAUAAAUUAAAGUAUAUUUUAUUGUUUGUGAAAUAUUUUCUCUCUAAAACAUAAGUAAGUCAUUUAGUCAAAUAACGACAUUAGUAAUAAUAUUGUCGCAUAAAUCUAGUAGAAUUUUUCACUGCA
Molecule: messenger RNA, 4322 nt
Organism: Linepithema humile (Argentine ant)
Lineage: Eukaryota; Metazoa; Arthropoda; Insecta; Hymenoptera; Formicidae
Source: RefSeq, a predicted model, not a curated record